CACAACACUUCCUUAGCUUCUCUCUUUUGUUAGCUAAAAUCUAUAAAGCUAUAACGAUUUAACUCUAUGGCUCCCUUUACUAAAUUAUGUGUGAUACUCUCCAUUAUUUCUCUCUUUGCUUGUUGCACCAAUGCACAACUUGUUAAUAACUUCUAUGCAACAACGUGCCCUAGCCUCGAAACCACUGUACGCAAUACAAUGACCAGUGCUAUUAAAAACGAAUCCAGAAUUGGUGCUUCUAUACUUCGCUUGUUUUUCCAUGAUUGCUUUGUUAAUGGAUGCGAUGGAUCAAUCUUAUUAGAUGAUACUGCGACGUUUACUGGUGAGAAAAACGCAGCACCUAACAGAAAUUCAGCUAGAGGUUUCGAAGUUAUUGAUGCCAUUAAAACCAGCGUUGAAGCUUCUUGCAAUGCCACUGUUUCUUGUGCCGAUAUUCUAGCACUUGCAGCAAGAGAUGGAGUUUUUCUGCUUGGAGGACCCUCAUGGAUAGUGCCACUUGGAAGAAGAGAUGCAAGAACAGCAAGUCAAACUGCAGCAAACAACCAAAUUCCUUCACCAUUCUCUGACCUAUCUACCCUCACUUCAAUGUUUUCAGCCAAGGGUCUAACUGCAAAUGACCUCACUGUUCUUUCUGGUGCACACACCAUAGGCCAAGGAGAGUGUCGACUUUUCAGAACUCGCAUAUACAAUGAAACCAAUAUUGACCCAAACUUUGCCACCUUAAGAAAAACAACUUGUCCUUUAUCUGGUGGUGACACCAAUUUGGCACCUCUUGAUACUCUCACUCCAACUACUUUUGACAACAAUUACUAUAAAGAUCUUGUUGCUAAAAAAGGACUAUUCCAUUCUGAUCAAGUUCUUUUCAAUAAUGGAUCUCAAGACAGUUUGGUUACGAGUUAUAGUACUAAUAGUGCUACCUUUCUUAAUGACUUUGCUGCCGCUAUGAUAAAGUUGAGUAGAAUCAGUCCUCUCACCGGGACUAAUGGGGAGAUUAGAAAGAAUUGCAGACUUGUUAAUUGAUUUUCGAUUGAAGGGCAUAUUAGCAAAUGAAUAAAUAAUAUGUUACUUAAUGGGUAAAGUCAUAAAAGGUGGCAGGAUCUUGGACACAUUUCCAGUUAUAGUAUUGUUGUUGUUUUUUGGGGUCAAAUAGUAUAGUGAUAAUAAUCACAUCAUAAAUUUGGAGAAGAAUCGCAAGGUCUAUCAGGGGUUCAACAUAGCAGAUAUCCUUGGAAACAGUUAUCAACUAAACUGUAUUUACAGAAUUGUUGGUGCUUUCAUAAAUACAAUUAUGUUUGUAGUUACAUAAAUACGUAAAAGUUGAUAUUCA
Molecule: messenger RNA, 1327 nt
Organism: Lathyrus oleraceus (garden pea)
Lineage: Eukaryota; Viridiplantae; Streptophyta; Magnoliopsida; Fabales; Fabaceae
Product: peroxidase P7
Exons: 3
Coding region: 67-1020 (317 amino acids)
Biological process (GO): hydrogen peroxide catabolic process; response to oxidative stress
Molecular function (GO): peroxidase activity; heme binding
Source: RefSeq, a predicted model, not a curated record